Molecule: messenger RNA, 4004 nt
Organism: Heterotrigona itama
Lineage: Eukaryota; Metazoa; Arthropoda; Insecta; Hymenoptera; Apidae
Source: the annotation of a GenBank genome assembly
UUUAUAUAUAUAUAUAUAUAUGUUCGUUUGAGGCGAAACUACCGAGAUCGAUCGAGAGGAGAAGGAUACAUACAACCAGGGACGAUUUUCAAACGUCGAACGAUCGAAAGCAUCGGUCUUCGAGUUAGGCUCUUGCCGAGCUUAAAUGGCGACGAUGGGUGUUAUCGUAUACAUACCACGCAUGUACACCAUGCGCAUGCUAGAUAAUGGUAAUAACAACGCGUCGGGUCCAACGGGAGCAGCGGCCUUGUCAGGAGUUCAGACAGCUGGUGGUACGACCUCUUCGGCAACAGGCGUUACGACACUUCCGGGUGUAACAGACGAAAGGAUGGAUGCGUCGAGCGAUAGCGCUGUCAGCAGCAUGGGCAGCGAGCGUGUACCAUCCCUUUCGGAUGGCGAAUGGAUGGAAACUGGUUCUAAUUCCAGUCACACGCAAGCUGAUUCCCAUUAUACUAUGGAUUAUGCUAGCAAAUACCGCAUGUCGUACGACUGCAGCUAUUCCGUUUCCGGGAGGAACGCCGGUUCUCCAAGAUGCCAAACGGAACGUACUAUGCCUCCAGUUGCUCAGAAAAAGCACCAGAUGUUUGCGAAACGAUAUUUUCAGGAACAAGGAACUGGCUCUCCUCUCGGAGCAACAGCACAUCCGACCACUCCUAUGAAGUAUGACUAUGAUUCGCACACAGUUGGUGCUGGUGCACCGGGAAAUGCCUAUUCCGGUCCGAUCGAGGGUGCAGCUGGCCCUCAACCUGAAAUAAAAUAUAGUUGUAGCGUAGAUUUCACACGUCAUCAAUCAGGACGUUCAGCUGUUGAGCAUGUUCAUCAUAAUCACACGUACCAUAUGCCUGCUGAAAGUUCCGGAUCUCUGCAACGUCCAGUUUCUCGUGAUAAAAAAGUACGUAAGAGCGAGGGGGAGGAACACCUAACUAGAGAUGAGAAGAGAGCAAGAGCAUUGAACGUCCCUAUUCCGGUGAACGACAUCAUUAAUCUUCCAAUGGAUGAAUUUAACGAACGUCUCAGUAAAUACGAUCUCAGUGAAGCUCAAUUGUCUUUGAUCCGCGACAUUAGAAGACGGGGCAAGAACAAAGUUGCCGCUCAAAAUUGUCGUAAGCGUAAACUAGAUCAAAUCAUCAGUCUCGCUGACGAAGUGAAAGAGAUGAGAGAUCGCAAGAUGAGGCUUAUUCGUGAACGAGAAUUUAUGCUCAUCGAGAGGCAACGCGUAAAAGACAAAUUUAGCCAACUUUAUCGUCAUGUAUUCCAGUCCUUGCGCGAUCCUGAUGGCAAUCAGUAUCAUCCGUACGAGUAUAGCCUUCAACAAUCUGCUGAUGGAAAUGUAUUGUUAGUGCCAAGGAAUCAGACGAAUCCUCAUCAUCCACGUUCUACGGCAAUGGAACCAAAAACAAAGCCUGAUCCUGAACAUAAAGAAUGAAAUUAUCAAAAAACGUUUUGAAACUUUUUUGAUAAUGAUGAGAGAAGCUGUAUUUUCUUCCCACGAUGACCGCACUUUUGCGAAGCGAACGUAAAUGCGGUGCUGAGACGGAAAAUCACUUCUGAUUUUAAAUAUCACAAUGAAGAGAGUUCGCGUAGAAAGCUUAUUGCUCGACAUUUGAUAUAUUUCAUAAUGUUCAAAUAAAUGAAGAAUUUUUCAAAAAUUUCGCAAAGGCUCACAUUGAGUCACAUGUUUUUUUACGACUGGAAAAUAAUCACCAAACGUAAAAAAUACCUAUUGUACAUAUAGUUUUAAAUCAUAAAUAAAUCGAUAAACUCUGCGACUAGAAAAAAGUGGUAGACAAUUCAUAUAAAAGUCUAUGUUAUAUUUUUAAAUAUAAAAUUUUUAUUCGUUACUUUAAAUAACGACGAAACAUGAAUAACGAAUAAAAACAUGAAUUGAUCUUUUCAGAAAAAAGAAAGAAUUCAAAUGUCAUUUUUUUUCGUAUUAAAAUUCAAUGGAUCCCUAUGAUUCAAUUAAAAUAACUUUCUUAUAAUUCUCUUUUAUUUUAUAACACAAACGUGUUUUCAUUUUAAAUAUAUGCAUAUGUACAUAUUUUUUACGCACCGUGAUUAUAUUAUAUAUACCAUAUUUGCCUUUUUUACAAAACGCAAUUGUUCAGUUAUGAUUAUAUUACAUUUAAUAUAUAUAUAUAACUGACACAGAUAUUAACUGUCUACGAUUACGUCAAAAUGUGGCUUAUUCAAUAUCAUUUUUAUUUGUUAAAUUUCAAAAUUAAAAAAUUAUAUAAACUUGCCAAACUUCAUAAAUAUUUUAAUAGAAAUAAAAAGUCAUUGAGUUUGACACAUAAUUCGAUAGAGAGUAGAUAAAAUAUAUUUACGCGAAUAUUGCUAGCGAAAUAAAUAGUUGAUCCGUUUAUAAUUUGCAACGAUAAAAGUCAGGAAUGCCUGUCAGAAAUUAAACCUGAAUUUAAAUUGGAACAUUGAAACAAUAAUAAAGAUAUGUUAAGGAUAUCGAAUAAUGUAUAUUGUUCUAUAAACUGUUUAGUGUUCUGUACAGAAAACUGCUCCAAAAAUGUUAAAUUUCAAUCCGUUCAAAUGAAAUAUUAACAAUGAAUUGUAACAUAAAGUGAUAAAGAUAUUUAGCAAUUAAUGUGACUAUGUGGAUACUUCUAACGCAAUGUGUUGUAUUGCUACAAUAUUAAUAAUAGUAUUGUUUGAAAUAUGAACGAAAAUAUAACAAAUACACAUAUUUUUAUAAAGUAAGGGACAAAUAAAGUUUAGGUAUUUCACAUUUGUCUUUGUAUGUAUAUAUUAAUAUAGUUAGAAUAAUUUUCUAUAAAUAUUAUACAUGUAUAAAUAUCGAACAUAUGUAUUUAUGUAUGUACAUGUAUAUAUAUAAAUACAUAUAUGCAGAGUAACAAUGAGACAUACGCUAUAAGAUUAAAAACGAGAAAGAAAUACUGUUUAUGCCGACAAUUUAUAAUAGUCAAGUCUUUAUUAACAUUUACACAACUGUAUUUAUAUUAUUGGGUGUAGGCUGCCUUUACGUACUGUAUUUAGCGAGUGGAGAUCACAUUGUUAAUUGCUACAGAAAGAAUAAUUUGCAAUUACUCUGUUCGAGAAUUGUACAAACGAACUAGAUUUAUACAAAUCCUCAAUUCCAUCUGAUCACAUUGUCAUUUUAAGAUCUCCCAUGUCAUUAAAUUUCUACAUUGUAUAAAUAAAGCUGAAUAAACCUUUGGGGAAAUUACUGUAUACAUUUUAAUAUAAUAUAUGCAUGAUGUUUAUCCAUCUUCGUACUAUUUUUAAAAAAUUAAGAGUUUGAUGAAAGUAGGAUUAAUUUUUAACUAUGGAAACCAUUGUAUUCGCGUAAUUAUGAUGUUGAUAAAUGAAAAUAACUUUUACAAUAAAAAUGUUAUAUAAUAUAUUUCUACGUAAAAGAAGUAACAUAAGACUUUCAAUAGAACAAAAUUUGAAAUUUUCUAGGAAGUUACAAUGUUAUAGACCAAGAGCAUCGAAAAUAGUUUGAUAAUUUUGCAAUUUUCAAUUCUGGUCAGCUGAUAUUUUCUUUCUUUGGUACUAUUUUCUUUCUGUGCAAUAUAUUUUUAAANNNAGAAUAACUAAGUAGAAUAACAUAAUUAAAUAAAAAAAAUAUUUUUUCAUAGUAUUAUAACAAGGAAAACUAAAGAUAUUAUACAAAGAUUAUAAUGUAAUAGUGAUUAUAUAUUUCUCAAGAUUUUAAGGACUUCUGCAUAUCACUUUUUUACUGACUAAUAGCUAGAACUUCAACUUGUUUAAAAUCUGUCAAGUUGAACGUACUUAUGCAUAUUUCCUUUUAACUAUAAAUAGACUGUGUCUAUAAACGAAGCACAAAAAUAUAGAUAUAUAAUUUUAAAAAUAACACCAUCUUCCAUUCGACUGGCUCUAGAUAUACAUAUUAUUAUAAUCGUUUUCUUUGUCAUACGAAAAAAUCGUAUCGCUAAUAAUUAUAAGGUAAUCCAUUUUAUAAUUACCUAUAGAAAUACAACAUUUUUUUUAAUAAAAUUACAUUUUAA